This is a messenger RNA of Passer domesticus (house sparrow), 343 nucleotides long. Its product is annotated as zinc finger protein 541-like. The record is from RefSeq and is a predicted model, not a curated record. Gene Ontology annotation, molecular function: transcription corepressor activity. Gene Ontology annotation, biological process: regulation of transcription by RNA polymerase II; negative regulation of DNA-templated transcription. The transcript is spliced from 5 exons. The coding region runs from base 14 to 343 and encodes 109 amino acids. Lineage: Eukaryota; Metazoa; Chordata; Aves; Passeriformes; Passeridae. Gene Ontology annotation, cellular component: transcription regulator complex; histone deacetylase complex.
GGAGGCUCUGGAGAUGUUGCUCUCGGGGGGACCUCCAACAGCUCAAGGCCAUCCCUUGGCUGAUUAUCAUUAUGCAGGCUCUGAUAGAUGGACACCUGAGGAGAAGGAGGCCUUCCAAAAGGCUUUCCACACCUACGGCAAGGAUUUCCAUCUCAUCCAGAAGAAGAUCCCGAGUAAGACCGUGGCACAGUGUGUGGAGCACUACUACUGCUGGAAAAAAGAGCAGAAACUUGCCAGCAGCACUCUUGCUCACACUGCGGGCAAACUGAAGAGGAGCAAAAGCCCUCCCAGGAAGGAGACAGGGGAGACAGGGAAGAGAAGCCGCAAGCGGGCUGGCACCUGA